ACUGCAGCAGCUGUAGAAUGCCUCAGCUCCGGGAGUGCAUCCCGAUAUCUUCCUCGCUCUCUCAGUCCACCGCACCACGACUCCUCUUCUUUCGGAGAAAAGGCACCGCGCGUCGGGGUGCGUCUUUGCGCAUGAUUCCUGGAUUUUUAAAAGUAAUUUUUGCGGACUAAAAUUGUGCGGGUUUUUUUGUUUGUUUUUUUACUGUUCAAAGAAAGGAUUUCUCGCUUUCAGCAGUCCGGUUCCAUGAGUGAGUAUUUGGCAGAGAUCCAUGUGAUAACAUGCUGAAAGCAUAAGGCGAGCGGUCUGUGAAUCUCAACGGGAGCUGCGGUCGGCUGCUCUCCGCCCGGACUCUGCGGCUUGGAUGUGCAGAUGCGACCCAGCACACCGCAGGAACCAUCGCUUCCGGACGCUUUAGGACAGUCUGUUUUUUUGUUGAUUGUAAUUCAUUUUUUUUUAUUUCGAGCACGUUUGGAUUUGAGGUGAAGGUCAUCGGAAAGAUGUGCGCCGUUUCUGUGCGUCAUGACACUAUUUAAAGCACAUUAACGCCUGUUUGCGUCUGCCUGCGCGUCUUCACCCAGAAAUGUGCCGUCCCGUUCUCUGGUGAGGACUCACGUAGAACAAGUUAAAUGCUGGAUCUACUUCUCAGCCACCUUUUUUGGUUGUAAAAAUGCUGAACGGCGUUCUUCUACUGAGCGUCCUCACUGUCUCCACUCUGUCCUCCUCCAAGACGGAGAGCCGCAAAACUUCGGCUUCCAAAGACAUCUGCAAAAAUCGCUGUCCCUGUGAAGAGAGGGAAAACCUUUUAAACAUCAACUGUGAGAAUAAAGGCUUUACGACGGUCAGUCUGUUUCAAGCACCCCCGAAUAAAAUCUCCCAGCUUUUCCUCAACGGCAACUUUCUCUCUCGGCUCCACGCCAACGAGUUUGUCCAUUAUGGGAAUGUCACGUCGCUGCACCUGGGAAACAACGGCCUGCAGGACAUCCGCACGGGGGCUUUUAACGGACUCCGGUACCUGAAGAGACUUCAUCUGAAUAACAACAACUUGGAGGUCAUUAAAGAGGACACGUUCGCAGGACUGGAGAGCUUGGAGUAUUUGCAGGCUGACUAUAAUUACAUCAGCGCCAUCGAGCCCGGCGCCUUCAGUAAACUGAACAAACUCAAAGUGCUCAUUCUCAACGAUAACCUGCUGCUGUCGUUGCCCACCAAUGUGUUCCGUUUUGUGCUCCUCACACACUUGGAUUUACGUGGCAACAGGCUUAAGACGCUGCCGUUCGCCGGGGUUUUGGAGCAUAUCGGUGGGAUCAUGGAAAUCCAGCUGGAGGAGAACCCAUGGAACUGUACCUGCGAUUUAAUUCCCCUCAAGUCUUGGCUGGACACUAUUUCCGUGUUUGUGGGCGACAUCGUGUGCGAAACGCCGUUCCGGCUGCACGGUAAGGAUAUUACUCAGCUUAUCAAGCAGGAUCUGUGUCCACGUAGGAACGCCGGGGAGCGCGUUAUCCACCCCCCCUCCGACUCACACAUCCUAGGGGGGCCGCCACCCCCCACCUUCCUACCGGGCAUGAUUACCCCCACCCGCAUCCCUAAAGCCUCCCGCCCCCCUAAGAUGCGCCACAGGCCCACCCCGCGCGUCAACUCAAAGGACAAACACGUCUUUGGGCCCAUCAUGGUGUACCAGACGCGCUCACCCGUGCCAAUGCUGUGCCCCAGCGUGUGCGUUUGCACGUCCCAGAACCCCGAGAGCGGCUUAAACAUCAACUGCCAGGAGCGGAAGUUGCAUAACAUUAGCGAGCUGAACCCCAAGCCCUCCUACCCAAAGAAGCUCCAUCUCACCGGUAAUUACUUGCAAGUGAUCUACAGGAACGAUUUGACCGAAUACAGUUCCCUUGAACUGCUGCACCUGGGCAACAACAGGAUCGCCGUGAUCCAGCAGGGGUCCUUCGAGAACCUGACCAACCUGAGGCGGUUGUACCUGAACGGGAACUACAUCGAGUCCCUCUCGCACUCGCUCUUCGUGGGCCUGCAGUCGCUGCAGUAUCUGUACCUGGAGUACAACAUCAUCAAGGAGAUCCUCCCGCAGACCUUCAACGACCUGCACAACCUGCAGCUGCUCUUCCUCAACAACAACCUGCUGCGCGCCCUUCCCGACAGCGUGUUCGGGGGCACCAUGCUGACCCGCCUCAACCUGAGGAACAACCACUUCUCCCGGCUCCCGGUGCACGGCGUGCUGGACCAGCUGUCGGCCUUCAUCCAGAUCGACCUGCAGGAGAACCCGUGGGACUGCACGUGCGACCUCGUGGCGCUCAAGAACUGGAUGGAGCUGUCGAGCACCAGCGUGGUGGUCAACGAGAUCACGUGCGACUCGCCGUCCAAGCACGCCGGCCGCCUGCUGCGCUCGCUGCGCAACGAGGCCAUCUGCCCCGAGCCCAGCGAGACGUUGCCCACCCCUCAACAGCAGCCCCCCACCCGGGAGCCCACAGCGCACAGCCCCGGGACAGAGGCGCCCCCCGCCGCCGCCGCCGCCGCCGCCGCCGCCGGCUCCUCCCCUUCCUCCUCCUCCUCCUCCUCCACCACCUCCGCCUCCACCUACAGCCCGCCCCCCCCCACCGAGUCCCACCUCUACCCCCCGGAGCUGCACCCCGAGGUGCCGCUGUCGGUGCUGAUCCUGGGCCUCCUGGUGGUCUUCAUCCUCUCCGUGUGCUUCGGCGCCGGCCUCUUCGUCUUCGUGCUGAAGCGGCGCAAGGGGAUGGAGCACGUCCCGGCGGGUGGCAACAACCUGGACCUCAACUCCUUCCAGGUGCAGUACGGCUCGUACGCCGCCGAGCCCGCCCCGGACAAGAGCUCCGAGAGCCACGUCUACAACUACAUCCCGCCGCCCAUGGGCUCCAUGUGCCAAAACCCCAUCUACAUGCAGAAGGACGGCGAGCAGGUGGCGUUCUACCGCAACCUGAAGGAGCUCAGCUUCGGCCCGCUGGACGCCAAGAAGGACGAGCGUCUGGCGCGCAGCCCGGGGGCCUACGCCAUCAGCACGGUGGAUUUUAUGGACAAGUCGCUGGCCCAGUGCGGCGUGGCGGUCGCGCCGGAGCCCCCGGAGCUGCUGUACCAGAACUUAGCGGAGAGGUCCCACAAGGAGCUCCCCGCCGCCGGCGGCUUACCUCCGUUCAGCUACAACUUUUGCACUUUACCCAAGAGGCCGUGCAUCGUGCCGCCGUACGAGGCGGCGUCGGUGCGGCGGCUCCCGGCGAACCAGGAGCACCUGAACAAAACUGUGCUGUACGGCACCCCCAGGAAAUACUACGGUGCCGAGCAGCCCUCCAAAAACAACGACCACCCCCUCCUGCUACCCGGGAAGCUAAAAACAGACCUGCCCGACUACCUGGAGGUGCUGGAGAAGCAUACCGCGAUGAGCCAACUGUAAGAUAACGGGAGUUGAACCCCUUUUGCAACAUCGAAUAUCCACGCGGUUACUGUAUUCAUAGGCUUAACUAUAUAUCUAUCAAUCUCUCUGUGUUUGAUCCCACAUGAUUGACUGGAAGCUAGUUCGAGACUUUUGAUGACUUUUUUUCUUCCCUUUUUUCCUCCUUUAUUUUCAAAAUGUAUAAAAAGGAAUA
Molecule: messenger RNA, 3608 nt
Organism: Gadus chalcogrammus (walleye pollock)
Lineage: Eukaryota; Metazoa; Chordata; Actinopteri; Gadiformes; Gadidae
Gene: slitrk2
Product: SLIT and NTRK-like family, member 2
Exons: 1
Coding region: 668-3415 (915 amino acids)
Biological process (GO): axonogenesis; regulation of presynapse assembly; positive regulation of synapse assembly
Cellular component (GO): glutamatergic synapse; membrane
Molecular function (GO): protein binding
Source: RefSeq, a predicted model, not a curated record